UUACAUGCACAACAUGCUUGUGGAAGCGCUAGAGUGCAAGUGUAUGUUAAUUACUACACGAAGUGACAUGGAUUCGGCUUCGUGACGUCAGCUGACUGUACCGUGGACUGAUGGACAACUGGGACAACAGGACAUGAGAACUUUGUUACAGUAAACUAUACUGGACUUUGACUGGGUUUGGAGUGAUUGUGCUUGACGUUCUUUAAACAGCCAUGGUCAAUUAAUGACGAGCAAGGUUUUAAUAUCGGAGGAAAGCCGGAGUACCUGGAGAAAAAAACACCUACCUGCGGAGGGUACCUUACGACUUCCCCACAUAGGCCUCGAACCCGCGACCCAGUGUACGAGGGAAACUUCCCGUGCAAUUCGUCUACAAUGAACAUGGAUCCGAUGUCGGGACAAGCUGUGACCAUGCCGCCUCAGAUGGCGACGUCCGUCACAAACAUUGUAGUGACCACGCAGCCACAGACCAACGGCCUGAUGGUCACGGGUCUUACCGGACACCGACACUGGUCAACAGGACUGUUCGGGUGCUUUGAUGACAUACCCUCAUGCCUGCUGACGUGCUUCUGUAUGCCGUGUAUGGAGUGUAAAACGGCCAGUCGUAUUGGCGAGUGCUGCUGCAUGCCUUAUUGUGUCAUGGGAGGAAGUCUGGCCAUGCGAACUAAGAUCAGAACUGUAGGAGGCAUACAGGGGUCCGUCUCGAAUGACUCCAUGACUCUUUGCUGCUGUGGACCCUGCGCUACGUGCCAGAUGGAUCGCGAGCUAACCAAUAUGGGAGUGCUGUGAGGACUGUGAUACUGACAAAGACGCCAUUAUACUUGGAAUUUUGUAUAUAUUGAAAGAGACAAUAAUUAUCUUUUUUUCUCUCACUAGCUUUGACAUCGUCUUACCUGUUUUUAUACUCAUAAACUUGGUAAAAGGCUGUAUUUUUUCAUCCAAGACGUUUUCAAAACUGUCAACAUUUUCCCCACGAAUGAGGUUGUAGUAGCAUGUGAUUAUCGUUUCAGCUGAGUUUGAAAACAAACAGGACGAAAAAAGUGGGUCAGCGUUGUGCAUAUCAUGAUGCAGUUGCGAUUAUGUCAAUAGUAGUUUGAUGUUUUGCACUUUAUUUAUAGACGCUACAAAGUAAUGCAAAUGUUAUAUUAUGUUUAUAUUCCAUAGAAAAUGGUUGAUAACUCGUGGAAAACCCUACUUAUUCGGGAUUAUUUACAUAUUGAUAUUGUUGAUAUUGGUGAAGUUAAUCACAGAUAUUACCUUCCCUGGGGCUCUGGUAUAUGGUCGAUGGAAAAUUAUAAUUCGCUAAUUUCUGCUUUCCAGUAGGAGACACAAAUGAAAGUUAGGAUUAAAUAAACUUUAAGUUUGAAUAUCCUUCUCAUUUCGAUGUAAAGCUUGUCGUGUUUGUAUGUUUUAACUUAAAAAGUGAAUCAUCAAUCAAAGAUUUUUUUCUAAUAAAAUGUAUUCUAAAUACAUCAGCUCUA
This is a messenger RNA of Mizuhopecten yessoensis (Yesso scallop), 1478 nucleotides long. Its product is annotated as cornifelin-like. NCBI's taxonomy places the organism in Eukaryota, Metazoa, Mollusca, Bivalvia, Pectinida, Pectinidae. The transcript has 4 exons. The record is from RefSeq and is a predicted model, not a curated record. The coding region runs from base 373 to 786 and encodes 137 amino acids.